Messenger RNA from Orycteropus afer afer, 1161 nucleotides. Its product is annotated as hydroxycarboxylic acid receptor 2-like. Gene Ontology annotation, molecular function: G protein-coupled receptor activity. The record is from RefSeq and is a predicted model, not a curated record. Gene Ontology annotation, cellular component: membrane. Gene Ontology annotation, biological process: G protein-coupled receptor signaling pathway. Lineage: Eukaryota; Metazoa; Chordata; Mammalia; Tubulidentata; Orycteropodidae.
AUGAACGGGAACGUCUUGCAGAAACACGGCACCUUUCUGCAAGUGGACCACAAGAACUGCUGUGUAUUCCGGGAUGACUUCAUCGUCAGUGUGUUGCCACCGGUGUUGGCACUGGAGUUUGUGUUUGGGCUCCUGGGCAAUGGCCUGGCUCUGUGGAUUUUCUGCUUCCACCUCAAGUCCUGGAAAUCCAGCCGGAUUUUCCUGUUCAACCUGGCCCUGGCUGACUUUCUCCUCAUCAUCUGCCUGCCGUUCCUGACAGAUAACUACGUGAGGAAGUGGGACUGGAGGUUUGGGGACAUCGCCUGCCGGGUGAUGCUGUUCAUGUUGGCCAUGAACCGCCAGGGCAGCAUCAUCUUCCUCACGGUGGUGGCCGUGGACAGGUAUUUCCGGGUGGUCCAUCCCCACCAUGCCCUAAACAAGAUCUCCAAUCAGACGGCUGCUAUCAUCUCCUGCCUUCUGUGGGGUGUCACCAUCGGCCUGACCGGUCAUCUCCUCCGCAAAAACCUGCUGACCCCGAACAAUGGUGCCCAUUUGUGCAGCAGCUUCAGCAUCUGCAAAGCCUUCGGGUGGCACGAUGCCAUGUUCCUGCUGGAGUUCUUCUUGCCCCUGGGCAUCAUCUUCUUCUGCUCGGCCAGGAUCAUCUGGAGCCUACGCCAGAGGCAAAUGGACCGGCACACGAAGAUCAAGAGAGCCAUUCGCUUCAUCAUGGUGGUGGCCGUCGUCUUCGUCAUCUGCUUCCUGCCCAGCGUGGCCGCGAGGAUACGCAUUUUCUGGCUCCUGCACAAAGUGGGGAUACAGGAUUGCAGCCACUAUCACUCCGUUGACCUGGCAUUUUUCGUGACUCUCAGCUUCACUUACAUGAACAGCAUGCUGGACCCCCUGGUCUACUACUUUUCCAGCCCGUCUUUCCCGAACUUCUUCUCCACCAUGAUCAACCGCUGCCUGCGGAAGACGCCUGGGGAGCCAGAUAACAACCGGAGCACGAGCUUGGAGCUCACAGAGGAUCAGACCACCACCAGGAACACUCCAGAAGCUUUAAUGGCCAACUCCGGUGAGACAUAGAGCCCCCCGCUAACUGAGCUCAACCUCUCCUUAAAUGACCCCACCAAGAAGCAACGUUGUCACCAAGAACCAAGAUUUCCAGACACAUGGUUUUGCUAG